Stegastes partitus (bicolor damselfish) is the source of this 4658-nucleotide messenger RNA. Its product is annotated as CD109 antigen-like. Bases 145 to 4317 code for a protein of 1390 amino acids. Gene Ontology annotation, molecular function: endopeptidase inhibitor activity. NCBI's taxonomy places the organism in Eukaryota, Metazoa, Chordata, Actinopteri, Pomacentridae. The transcript is spliced from 32 exons. Gene Ontology annotation, cellular component: extracellular region. The record is from RefSeq and is a predicted model, not a curated record.
GAUGUGUGUGUGAGUCCCACAUGGGGUGUUGGAGUGGGUACAGGAAGGUGGAGUUUUGUCACCUUACAUUGUCACAUGUCCAGGACGGUUUAGUUGCAUGAAGCUGUCUGCCUGGUGUCUGAAAGGAAAGGAAAGCAGAAGAACAUGAACGUGAUCUGCACCUUGCUCGUGUGUAUUGUUGUUCCUGGUUCGACACAGGAUUUAUCCAGCGCCAGUCCGACACUGUUCCUGAUCUCGGGUCCAGAGGUGUUGCGCGCUGGCACACCGACUCCGCUGGCCGUCACUGUUUUUGAUGACUUCCCUGGCAGGGUGACAGCCGAGGUGGCGCAUGGUGACACUAAAGUCACCCAAACGGAGGACUUUCAAGGAGGUUUGACCAGUAUCCUCACUCUUCCUCCUAUUCCCGGCUCUAUAACUCAGAAUUCCCUCCUCAACUUGACGGUGAGGGGCUUCAAGGAGGACGCUGUCAUUUUCACCAACACCACCACCCUCAGCUUCGACCUCAGGAAUGUCUCCACCUUCAUCCAAACCGACAGAUCGCGUUAUGAACCCGGGGACACCGUCAAAGUCAGAAUUGUCGUCAUCCAGCUGGAUAACCAUCCAUACAAAGGCAGAGUGGACGUCUCUGUCCAGGAUCCCAGUGGGAAUGUUGUUGACAGGUGGGAGUCCACAGGGAAUCUGGGAAUCGUGUUGCAGGAAUUCACUUUAUCCCAGACGCCUCCACUUGGACAAUGGACCAUCACAACCACAGUGAAUGGCGUGACUGAUGAGAAAGAGUUCACUGUGGAGCUUUACGAGCGUCCUCGCUUUGAAGUGCUGGUCAAGAUGCCUUCACAGAUCCUCGCUGGAGAUGAUAUCACAGGAUCAGUGAGAGCGCUUUACCCCAGUGGACAGCCUCUACAUGGAACAUUAGCUGUUUCAGUUAUUAUGUAUGAUGCUGUAAAAAACACGUCUUCUCCGUUCCUGCUUACGCAAACGACAGAGAUCUAUGGAUCAGCACAGUUCUUCUUCAGCAAAGAUCAGCUUCAGGCUCUACACACUUCAUCAGCGUUCAGCAGCAGCGACCACGUCACUGUUCACGUUGCUGCCUGUGUUAACGACAGCGUCACAGGAUUUAAAGUGAACAAAACGGUUAAAGUCCACUUGAUGAAGAACACAUUCCAACUUAUGUUCCACCAUUUUCCACCCUCACUAAAGCCCGGUUUACACUUCUUUACAAACCUUAGUAUCUCAAGAUAUGACCAAAUGCCGCUCAGCACGUCCGACCGGAUACAUUCUGCCGUGGUUGAGGUCACUCAGAGAACCGCUAUGAUGAACGGGGAAACUACAACUCUGACUCUUCCUGUGCCCGAGGAUGGAAACGUCCACAUUCAGUUUAGAUUGCAGGAUGAAGUCGUGAUGCUUUUUAUUCGGGCCAGAUUCCAGUCCAGUGAGGAGACUCUGAAGGUUUACACCAACCACUCCUCUCCCAGUGGAUCAUAUGUUCAGAUCUUGCCAGUCGACACCUUACCUGCACAGAUUGGAUCGCCUUUUGUGCUGAGUGUGGAGGCCACCCUUCAACCAGCGGAGCUUCACUUUGUGGUGAGCUCUCAAGGUCAGGUGGUGUCUGCCGGAACGACAAAGUCCCUCUCGUUCUCUCUGACACCAGCGCUGUCCUGGUCCCCUGAGGCCUGCGUCACCGUCUACUGCAUCCUGUCGGACGGAGAGGUUGCCGCUGACACAGCACGCAUACCCAUCAGUCAACACAACCACGUGUCUCUAACCUGGAGCGUUUACGGGGCCCAGCCGGGUGAGAAGGUAUCGCUCACCGUGGCCACCCUUGAAUCCAGGUCCCAGGUGGGAGUCGUGGUACUGGGGACGCACGACGACGCUCUGGAGUCCGACCUGGACGUCAAAGUGGAACAGGACUGUAAUCUUAGGAUGCUGACCAAUGCAAGGCUGUAUAAGAAGAAGCAGCCUGAUGGAGCUAAAAAUGAAGGACAUGUCCUGAUGAUACAGAAGUACUGGAGACACCUGUUGAAUGUCAAUGAAUCCUUCCUGUGGUUAGACACGACUGUAAGCGAGAAAACAUGGACAAGUGGGGAAAUAACAGUACCUGACGGUGUCACCUCUUUGAAAGCAUUUGCGCUGGUGAUGUCGGAGAACCUGGGUUUGGGCUUCACUCCUGUUCCCCAGAAGCUGAUCGUAUCCAAGGAUUUCUCCUUGUCUAUGGCUGUCCCUCCACACCUGAUCAGAGGAGAGGAGAUCGUGCUGGAAGUGAACGUCAUCAACCAUUUGGGGCAGGACAUAGAAGUCAUUGUGCUGCUAGCGCAGAGCGAGGCCUUUGAGUUUGUUUUGACAGACCGCAGGCAAGCGUCUGUUAUAAAUGCACAAAAACUCACCUUAAGGAGUCAUGUGUCUGCUUCAGCCCUAUUCCCUAUAAGGCCGCUGGCUGUGGGCGAGAUGGAAAUAUCGGUGGACGCCGUAUCUGCAGAGGGCUCAGACGGCCUUGCUCGGAGAGUGACAGUGAAGCCCGAAGGAGUCGAACAGUCCUUCUCGCAGACUCUGUUCCUGGAGCUCGAACCAGACAAGUACAACAGUUCCAGAUCCGUCUCCUUCUCCUAUCCAGCAGAUGUGGUGCCGGGCAGCCAGAGGGCCUACGCGGUGUUGGUUGGUGAUAUCUUGGCUUUGUCCAUCAACAACUUGGAUUCCCUGGUUCAGAUGCCUCUUGGAUGCGGAGAGCAGAACAUGAUCCGCUUUGCUCCAAGUGUUUAUGUUCUCCAGUACCUGGACAGGACACCCCAAGACAACGCGGAGAUCAGGAGCAGGACUCUGCGCUACAUGAUGGACGGAUAUAAAAGACAGCUGAGCUACCAACGAGACGACGGUUCCUUCAGCGCUUUUGGAUCCAACGACACUGCUGGCAGCACAUGGCUGACAGCCUUCGUGCUGCGCUCCUUCCUCCAGGCUCAGCCCUACAUACAGGUAGACCAGAGCGUCCUGUCCAGGGCCAUAACUUGGCUCUUCAAGCAACAGGGGCCCCAGGGGGAGUUCAGGGAGGCGGGCAGGUUGAUCCACACAGCGAUGCAGGGCGGGCUGGACGGUGGCCCGGUGGCGCUCACUGCUUACGUACUGGCAGCAGUUCUGGAGGGCGUGACUGAUGCGAUCUUGUACACAGACAAUGUGUCUCUGGCUGAGAGCUACCUGAGGAACCAGGUGUCCAGUGGCGCUGUGGGUAACUACAGCCUAAGCCUGGCGGCCUAUGCUUUAGCUCUGACCGGCAGUCCGGUAGCCGGCACUGCCCUCAAUGAGCUCAACAGGAGAGCUGACUACGCAGACGGAGUCAAGAUGUGGAGAUCCUCUACUGGCCUGAGGUCGCACGACCUGCGGCCCGGAUCAGUGCAGAUCGAGAUGGCCUCUUAUGUGAUGCUGGCUCUGUUUAGGCGUGGCAGUUUUAUUGAGGGCAUUGCGCUCAUGAAGUGGUUAAGCAGACAGAGAAACCAUCUCGGGGGCUACGGGACGACGCAGGACACCGUCGUUGCCAUCCAGGCGCUGGCUCGCUACGCUACGUUCAGUGGUGCCAACACCAUUAACCUGAGGUUUAACAUAUCUACUCCAACAUCUUCGUCACUGUUUCGAAUCAACUCCACCAACUAUCUAUCGUAUCAAAGCCAAGAGAUUAACGCUGAAAAAGAUCCACGUCUAAAUAUAUACAUGGAAGGACGGGGGUUUGCCUUAUUUCAGCUGAACGUCUUUUAUCACCUGGAGACCGAAGCGUUUUCACAGCACCUAAAGCAAACCAGAGACGAGGAAGCGUUCUCGUUAGACGUCGAGGUCGUGGACGACGGUGACCACAAUCACAUCAUGUUGUCUAUCUGCAUGAGAUUAAAGGACAAUCAGGCGAUACCUCAAACAGGCAUGGCUAUACUGGAUGUGGGCAUGCUCAGUGGGUUCACUCUCUCACCUGGAGCUGCUGUCCCCGGAGAUCUUAUCAGGAAGGUGGAGGUGUCACCUGAGAAAGUCAGCCUGUACCUGGACUCAAUUACCAAGUCAAAGGUUUGCAUCAUUCUUCCUCUCGUCACAAACUACAAGGUGGCCCACAUGCAGGACGCCGUGCUGCGGGUUUACGACUACUAUGAACCCAGCAGAAAAGCAACAACUACAUACAACCUCCGUUUCCUUCACAACGUGGGCUCCUGCUACUUCUGUGGCGUGAACUGCAAUCACUGCAAGCCAGCAAUGACCAUCAUAAAGCCCUCUAGUUACUCGAGCAGUAGCGCCAUCUACAGCCUGAGUUGCCUGUUCCUAGCACUUGCUUCUUUCCUUGUUGUAGUCUGAGUAGAAUAGAAUUUUAAACAAGACACAUAUAUUGAGAGAAGCAGCUGUAGUAUGUACACCUGUAUACACUUUAAUGUGCACUGGAUGCAUUUUUCUUUUAUACAAAAUCUGUUACUUCUUGACAAAUGAUUUUAAUAUUUAGGGCGACUGAUGGCGUGACACUUGCUCAGUGCACAGUGGCGCCCUCUACUGUUUACAUGUGUUUAGUUUUGUAUUAUUUUUGAAUCUGAAAUGACUGUCCUUGGAAACUUUGUACCUGUUAAAAGUUCAUUUAUGUAAGAAACCCGUUUUUAUGGUUUGGUACAUUAUAAAACCAUUAAAUAUGCAUUUCUACUUACGUC